GCCCCGCGCCCGGCCGCGGCUCGGAGCCUCGGCAUGAGGGCGUCUGUGCGCUCCGCCUCCUCCAGCGCCUCGCCGCGGGGCCGCGCCGACAUGGCCAGCCCCGAGCAGUGGGAGAGCCUGCAGCCGCUGCAGCCGGACGCGUUGCGUGUACCAAUGAUUGACCUGAAUGUGCACAAGGACACACAGCCUGUGAAAAAAACUGUGGACAUCAAAAGGCCUCGAUUUGAUGCGUCCUUGGUGCUUUUGACACGAAAAUUUAUGGCUCUUCUCAGAAAAGCUCCAGACGGUGUCCUUGAUUUAAAUGAAGUAGCAAAAAAACUAGGAGUACGAAAACGAAGAGUGUAUGACAUCACCAAUGUGUUGGAUGGCAUCGACUUGAUUCAGAAAAGAUCUAAGAACCAUAUCCAGUGGAUAGGUAACAGUCUUGACCAACUUAUUGGAAGAGCACCAGAGCCGCAGAACCUUAAAGAGGAACUUGCUGACUUAUCAAUCAUGGAAGAAGCUCUGGAUGAAUUAAUCAAGAAUUGUGCUCAUCAGAUAUUUGAACUAAUAGAUGACAAAGAAAAUGCAAAACUAGCUUAUGUGACGUACCAGGAUAUCCGAAGCAUUCAGGCUUUUCAGGAACAGAUUGUGAUUGCAAUCAAAGCUCCAGAGGAAACCAAAUUGGAAAUACCAGUUCCUAAAGAUGAUCACAUAGAAGUACAUGUGAAGAGCACGAAAGGACCCAUUGACGUGUAUCUAUGUGAGGUGGAAAAAGAGAAUCCAGGUGCCGAAACUUGUGAAGAUAUGGAUACUGUCCAUAUCUAGUGAAACUGAGACAUCAUUUUAUCCUGAUGAAGUGGCCAGUGAAAUGGGUUCAGCCUUCAAGUAUCAAGGCUUGUGUGAAACAAACACUCUAAACACCCCGAACUGGUGCGGAGUUUCCAGGGAAACUUUAGUGAAACGGAAAAAGGGAGACAUUAUGUGCCAGUUCCUCACCCCGCAGAGGACCCAGCUGCACAGAGGAGCACAUCUGGCCCUGCUGAGCCCGGGGAUGCCAGAGCUGCUCCCGCCGUCCCGGACACCGCGGGGCCACUAGAGGGAUGUCUACAACCAUCCUUCCACGGCUUCUGAAGCAAACCACCACUUCGCAUUCCUGGCCAGCUGCAAUCGCACACGGCAACCAGCAGUCCUAAGAAAUGCUGCAAGGGAUGCAUCAGAGGGCUGCUCGCCGCGGCCCAGAGAGAGUAUUUGGACACUACCCGUUGGAAAGAUGAGAUGCGAUGCUUGGAGUUCUACAGGGUCCAAGAGAGCAGACCAGAAAUCAUAGAGUCAUGGAUUCACAGAAUGGUUUAGGUUACAAAGGACCUUGAUGAUAAUCUAAUUCCAACCCCUCUUGUUCUGGUUGAAUAGUUUUAACACUAUUAAAAACUGCAUCUAGUUAUAUCCUUUUAUUUGAUUUGUUUCCAAUAGUUUAGCUUGUAUCUAGUGGAAUGGCAUAAUCUAUUUAAACUAUCAUCAAGUUAGCAUGAGAGUCACUGCAAAAAGUGUUUUAUUUUUCUAUUAGUUUAAAUUAGUUGACUAGAAAAGCAUGAAAAUGUAAUAGAGAAAAGUUCUCUCUCCUACAGUGAUCAGGUGUUGGAACUGAUAGGAUGAAAGCGACUGCAAAAAAAAGGAAAAUAUGAGUAAACCGAAGAAAUAAGCAUUAGUUGUGUUAUAAAACAGCUUGUGCACUCCAGAACAGCAUAAAUAAGGAGCCCAAAUUUACUACCCCGGCUGGAUAGAUGGGUCAAACUGUUACAUUUAAUUACAUAAACUAAUUUUUAAAAAGUUUCAAUUUAUGUGGAAAAGAAGCAUCAUGGAUUUUAAAAGAGGUAAUAGUUAGAGUUGGGUGAUUUAUUUAUUUAUUUACUAGUUAAUUCCCUGGAAAAUGUGGUUUCAGUCAUGUCUAAACUAUUUGCUUCAAAUUUGCUGAAUAGUUUUGGCUGGAAAAAAAAAAACAAAGAAGGGGAUAAACUGUGUUGGAGGAAAGUCCCCAGUUACCCAACAGCUCAAUGAUCAGAGCAUUUACUUAGGUAGCAGAGACCCCUUAACAGAGGCUCUGUUGAGGUGGACCACGCUCCAUCCUUCCUGUGACCACUCUGAUUUUGUCCCAGUUGCAAAGGAUGGGGACACACCUCCCAAAGGAGCAGGCUGGUUCCCAGAGUAGGAAGUUGUGAUUCUCAUGCUCCACCUCGCUGACCCAACAAACUUGGUGCCUUUGUGCAGGUCACCAACUUCAUUGAGAGGAAGAAUUUCCCCUUUGUCCUGCUUCAUGGAUACCAAGUCCUUGGACAGCUUUCUAAGAAGUAGAAUUCUGCUUCAAGUUCCCUUGGACAAAAGUAGGAUUUCCUCAUCCUAAGUAUAUUCAUGCUAUGAUAUUCUUUCAAGCAUCCAAAACAAAUAUUCUACAUUGGAUUAAAACAUAACAUUUAAUGGUUCACACACAGAAAUAACCUUCAGGUUAUUUUCUUUCAGCAAAGAAAAGCAGCCAGUUUAGUUAUGUCCACACUGUGCUGAUUUUUAUGACAUUCACUGCAGUUCUUGAGCACAGAUGUAACUUCCACCAAGUCUUUAACUGAUCAUGAAGUAGUUUGAUAACCUUCAUCCAGACUACCCUAUGCUUCUUACAAACCCUUCUUUCUGCAGCCACAUAAGAGCUGAAAAUGUCAUUGAGCGCUCCUAACUCAACACUCCUGACUCUAGUCCCUGUGGUGCCAAACACCAUAUCUUAUGGCCCUAUCAAAGUGCACUGAUACACUGCAGGUAGGUAUUUUCUGGCUGCCUUUACUUGGAUGAAGGUUGUACUAACUCCCAUUGUGAAUAGCUGGAAGCAGUCUUAUUUCCCAUCUGCAUUCAUCUGUGACCAGUUUACUCACAUAUGCUCUUCUGCCAGCACUCCUCUGUAGCGUACAGCUCUUAAACUCCUUGGUUGCUGUCUUUGGUGUAUCUUUAGACGCCACCAUAUUCUCAUUCACUUCUCUGCUGGAUCUAGAAAACUGAGUUAUUCAAGCUACCUCCAUAAAACAGGCUGCUUUGUUCCUUUAUCACUGCCAAAUUCCCAUUUUCAGUUCCUCUUCUCCAAUCAGAGGAAUGGACCUAUUUAUGUCCCAGUGUUCUAACUGGAUCUUGCCCUAUCCUAUCUCACUUGAGUAUCUUUGUUAAAUUUUACAAUACCAUUUAUACUUUUUAAUUCCAUGUUUUCAUUAGGUAAUGUAAGCCUGAAGUAAUUCUCCUCAGCUAUUUCCAAGUGGUACGUUCCCACAUUACAUCAGAAUUUCUUACUAGUCCCCAAGGGCACUCCCUCUAUAGACUCUACCAUUUUAAAAUGUCCUGUUUCUAUCAUUCUCAUCAUUGAGCUGAUCCUGAUAUUCUGAGCAAUAUCCCAACCCUCAACUGUCUACUGAUGUCUGAUGCAAACAGCAUCAACAGCAUAGUCCUGGAUUUCAUGCUGGUAAACCAAAAGGUUCCAAUGUCAAAAAGUUUAAACAAGAGGGACCAGGACUGCUCCUUGUAGUUCCUACCAAAACAAAUCCUCAAGGAUUCAACUAAUACUUACCUCUCUAUUUCACCUCAUGAGACAUUGCUAUCCUACAUGAAGUGAGUUCUUUUUACUUUGGGAAUAGCAUGAUAUUUUUCAGAAUGUUUUAUUCUCUUAUAAAAAACGUCUCCUAAUAAUUCCCACUAAUAAUUUCUCACAUCAAAAUCUUCCAAGUUUUCUUCCAAUUUGGUUGUAAUUACCUCCUGUAAUACCUUAAUUUUUAUUAUCCAUAAACAUGGAAAAUUAAAGUAUUACAACAUA
This is a messenger RNA of Melozone crissalis (California towhee), 3820 nucleotides long. RefSeq names its product E2F transcription factor 6 (gene E2F6). NCBI's taxonomy places the organism in Eukaryota, Metazoa, Chordata, Aves, Passeriformes, Passerellidae. Bases 34 to 807 code for a protein of 257 amino acids. Gene Ontology annotation, cellular component: RNA polymerase II transcription regulator complex. The record is from RefSeq and is a predicted model, not a curated record. Gene Ontology annotation, molecular function: DNA-binding transcription factor activity, RNA polymerase II-specific; protein dimerization activity; RNA polymerase II cis-regulatory region sequence-specific DNA binding. Gene Ontology annotation, biological process: regulation of transcription by RNA polymerase II. The transcript has 7 exons.